AUGGCUAAACAUAUGUCAAAGAAGAAGAAGAAGAAGACAAGAACGAUGAUAAUCUCUACUGAAUCUAUAGAUGAUGAAGAUGAAAGGAUUCCAGAAACUCCUGAAGCAAAUCUCCAAAAAGAUACUUCUACUCCACAGAUAACUGUUAUACCACCCGAAGAUUCGGUUGCCAAGUCAUUUACUAAGGAAGCACGAACUUCUAACAUUCUUGCACAUGUAUCUAAUAUGCAUGUAAAUGUCAUCAUGGGUCAGGAUGAUUCGAACAAAGAUGAACAAGGUAAACCUUCGAAUGUUACCUCAGAAACUUUUGUUUUUUUUCCUCCACAAAUUACACCUGUCAUACCCAUUACUUCCACCACAGAUUCCCCUACAUUCGAAAACGUCAUCAAACAUCCAUUUACUUCUCUUUUCUCUUCUCAAUCAACUGAUCCACCCACAACCACUUCCCCAAUCUAA
This is a messenger RNA of Lactuca saligna, 456 nucleotides long. Lineage: Eukaryota; Viridiplantae; Streptophyta; Magnoliopsida; Asterales; Asteraceae. The record is from the annotation of a GenBank genome assembly.